AUGUCUGACGAAUAUUUACAAGAUGGGUUCGACUAUAUGGACCUGAAGGUGUCUGAACUACGAAGGAUUUUACAAGAGAAUAACAUUCCUUAUCCACAAUCUGGUAAAAAAUCAAGGUUACGUGAAAUUUAUGAAAAUAAACUAAUACCGAUGAUUCCAGAGAUUGUUGAAAAGAGAGCAAAUGGCUCUACAGUGAUGACUACUCCAAGGAAAAGAGAUAGAACUGAGAUGGAAAGAAAUAAUCAAAAUGAAAAAGAAAAAGAUGAAGAUUCUUCAUCUUCUUCUAGUUCACAACAUGGUACAGAGAAUAGAGUGAAGAAAAGCCAUGCUUCUUUCACAGAUGAUGAAAACGAUACAUCCAUGUCAUCUAGGGAUUCAUUAAGAAAUGUGGUAGUGCCACAAAAUGUUUCUACUCCAGUGUCAAAGAAACGUAAGGCUGAAGAUAAUAGCAGAAGUUCUACGGGGACUCCCAUUGUUAAUAAAGUACAAAAAAAGAACAGAUCUUAUACAGCAGAUCAUAGAGCUGAUAUCUCAUCAUUACCAUUGUUAUCAUCUGAUGAUGAUGAUGAUAAAGAUGAUUCUAUUUCUGCUAAUAUUACAAAUCAUGGGAAGGAGAAUCAACAAGCACCAGCUUUUGACUUUUCAGUUCAAAGAAGAACAUUAUCACCAGACUUGAAUAAAUUAAAAAUAUCAUCUGAUUUUGCUGAACGUUUAAGAUUAGCUAAAAAUAGUAAUAAGGAUAACGAUACUAAAAAAGAAUCUCAAACUGGUGAAAAUGUGAAACUGGCAGAUACAUUGGGUAUUAAAUCGGGAAGGCCAGCAUUCGAAUUGCAACCCUUUAUUGAAAUUUCUGAUUCCAGUGGAAAUGAUUCCGAUAGUGGUGAUAUCAUUGGAAGUAAAUCAUUACCACUAUUAACUAAAGGGGUUCCGAAUGAUUAUCAAGAGGGAGAACAUAAAAAAUCACAGUCCAAGGUUUUAUCUAUGGAUAAUGAUAAGGAAGACCUUGAAGCUUACAACAAAUCAUUGGAAGGCCAAGAUAUUCUAAAAGUGAGAGUAGAAUCACCAGCAGAAGAUGAAACAGAUGGUGUACAUGGUGACGAGGUUCAAAGCUCAGAAAAUGAAAGUGACGAACUUAAACCCCAAGAAGAAGAAGAAGAAGACGAAGAAGAAGAGAGAGAGGAAUUAGAAGAACAAAAAGAAGAAAUAGAAUUAGAUGAAGAAGAUGAAGUGGCAGAAUUAGAUAAUGAAAUAGAGAAACAACAAGAGGAACAAGAAAAUUUGGGACUUGAGUUGGAUGAUGAGUUAGAUGAGGAAUCAGAACAAAGCAUAAAUAAUAACGAAUAUGAGAGGUUACACCAACGAAUGGAUGAAGAGCUACGUGACCAACUUUCGAAAAAAGACAACGCUGAUAUUGCUCAAAGUGAAAAGAAGACUGUCAUGAGAGAUGGAAGCAAUGAUAUUGAGGAAGUAAAACCUCAAUCAGUUUCAAGUAAAAAGGAUAAUAAAUUUUUGUCCUUUUUGAAUAAUAUUUCCAAAUUUUUGUUCAAAUUAGUUUUAGUGGUAAUUUCUUUAAUCAUUUUGGCUAUUCCAGUUCUUUUGGGUCUAUGGUAUAGAGAACAAAGGGUUACAGUUGGUUAUUGUGGUUAUGAAAGACAAUCUCAAACAUUCUAUGAUAUAUAUCCAUCCAUUCAACAAUUAGGUUAUAUCGAUGAAAUUUUAAAAGAAUACACCCCGGAGUGUAUCCCAUGUCCUGAAAAUUCUAUUUGUUAUCCAUAUUUAAAAUUGAGAUGUAGACCAGGAUAUACAUUACAAAAAUCCAAAUUAAGUCUUUUUGGGUUAAUUCCUAUGAGUGAUAGUUGUGUAAAAGAUGAUAGAAGAGAACAAAUAGUUAGAGAAAUGGUUCAAAAAUCAUUAGAAUUUUUAAGAACAAAGAACGCAGAGAUUUCUUGUGGGGAAAAUGAGAAUGAUAUCGAAAGUGGAAUUUCCCAAAUGGAUCUAUACAAUAUAUUUGCAGAAUCUCGUGCACCAUGGAUUGACAAUGAAGAAUAUGAGAAAUUGUGGGAAGAAGCGUUACAAAAUCUUGAAAAUGAACCAGAGAUUAUUAUGAGGCAAUUACUCCAAGAUGGAUCUAACAUUCCAUUCAACACCGACUUCGACAUACCCACCGAUGAUUUUCAAAGGAAGGAGGGAUAUAUUCAACAAACAAACGGGACUAAGGAAGACAAAUAUGUUCGAUCUACCUCCAAAAAAUACGUCGGGUUAAGAUGUAGGUUUGAAAAAGAGAUUAAUCAGACCUAUAAUAAAUAUAAGGGCACAAUUUGGUUCCUUUGUUUGAUUUUUGCUAUGAUACAGUACACCAAGUAUAAACUUAAGUCAUACUUUGAUAGAAAAGCCAAGAUUGUUGAAAUGACUGAAGAAACAUUGACAAAGUUGAAGAAUUGUAAACAUAAAAAUCCACCCUAUAUCAGUACAGUACAGUUACGUGAUAUUCUACUCAACGACGUCACAAACCUUAAGGAACGGAACAACCUUUGGAACGAAGUGGUAAAAAGGUUAGAAGCGAAUAAUACUAAUAUUAAAUCAAGCCUUCUGGAGAUUCAUGGAGAAAUUAUGAAAUGUUGGGAGUGGAUAGGCCCUAUAGAAACAAGUGAGGAACAAAGUUCUUCUGACAAAGUAAUUUCCCAAAAAGACGAAGAUUAA
Messenger RNA from Maudiozyma saulgeensis, 2700 nucleotides. The record is from the annotation of a GenBank genome assembly. Lineage: Eukaryota; Fungi; Ascomycota; Saccharomycetes; Saccharomycetales; Saccharomycetaceae.